This is a messenger RNA of Aureobasidium vineae, 1018 nucleotides long. Lineage: Eukaryota; Fungi; Ascomycota; Dothideomycetes; Dothideales; Saccotheciaceae. The record is from the annotation of a GenBank genome assembly.
GCCUGACCUAAUGGCUUCCAAACCUCCCGCUUCUGUCCGGGAUUUCCCUGUCGGUCCGCCAGAGGUAUCGAGCUACGAACCAAGCAGCGAGGUCUUGAAGCGCGCCCUAUUGUCGUGCCCUUCAUCUCUAAUCGAGGGCUGCUUCGAUUGCCCUCCGCGAAUCAUCGCUUCACACCCGCAGUCAGACCUUCCUCGGGUAACCUGGAUAGACGUGGUAAUCUUCGCCCUGGAACACCCUUCGCGGUUCAACUUGUCGACAUGUAGCAACGGCCGUCGCGUUUACCAGUUCUACUACCCACAGAAGCAAGUGCGCUUUGAGAUUUUCGAAGAACAUCUUCUGGCCAUUUGGGACAUCAUAAUCCCAGAAAUCUCCUCGUGGUUCAAACCCACCACUUCUACUACACCAACCCCACUAGUGCAGUCUCCUCCGCCUCAGAGGUCAUAUGGACAGUAUAUACAUCUCGAGCCUGCAGCACUCGCUCCUGCCCACCAGCGUGCGGUCUACGGUUUCCAACCAUACGUACAAUUCGCCGAGCCAUUUGAUUCAAGAGCCCGCGAAGCCUUUCGCAGCAGUCAGCCUCAGGCGAACUCUUCCCGGCCUUCGCAAGCCCCAACACACGUCUACGUCGUACAGAGUCUUGAAGCCGAUCCCUACGGCACUCACGAACAGGACUUAUAUGGUAUCUACACUGGCUGCUCGACCGCAAACGCCGCAGCACACGCCUAUUCUAACAAGACAUCACCAUGGGGUAAAUUGACCAUUCCGGAGCAACCUGAGCCAGAGCACGAGGACCUGCAGGGUGGCAACUAUUGCGAUACGGAGGUCGAGUACGACGCAGGAUCAGACGAAGAAUCAGACAGCGGCUCAGACGAGAAUGUCUCUUACGACGGCUUGGAAGACACGCAGGGAAGCGUCCGCUUGCGCCAUGAUGGAGGUCUGCGAUUUGGUGGAUGCGAUGAAGAGGGCAAUAUCAAUGUUGUUUGGGUAGAGAGGAGGGAACUCAAUCCGUCUAUCAAU